Dacryopinax primogenitus is the source of this 900-nucleotide messenger RNA. RefSeq lists its product as uncharacterized. The record is from RefSeq and is a predicted model, not a curated record. Gene Ontology annotation, cellular component: spliceosomal complex. Bases 1 to 900 code for a protein of 299 amino acids. NCBI's taxonomy places the organism in Eukaryota, Fungi, Basidiomycota, Dacrymycetes, Dacrymycetales, Dacrymycetaceae. Gene Ontology annotation, biological process: mRNA splicing, via spliceosome. The transcript is spliced from 6 exons.
AUGUCCGAGCCUAUGUUCAAGAAACGCACGCGCCCUGCGAACGCUGGAAAGCGGCGGGCUGACGACCUCGGAUCGGGUGCGUCUACACCCGUGGUCGAGUCUACGCCCGAGCCGCAUUCUGCAACAGAGGACCCAACAGAGGAUGCGCGCAGCUUAGGAUUGGAGGACAUCAUCGCUUUACGCAAGUAUCGACAGGGGAUGAGGCAUGAGGGGAUCGAUGUGGGAAAAUUAAGCAAGGGGGAGAAGAGGAAACGGAAUCCUGAGGGAGAGGACGAUGGCGCUGUGGUCGAGAAGGGUGGGCUGAAGAGGCGCGAGUUCGAGGGAGAAGUGGAGAGUUCAGAGGCCGAAUCUAUUGCGAAGAAGUUACGGGCGAACAACUUCACCCAGCAGACGAACGCCUUGGAUGUCAACAAGCACAUGAUGGAAUACAUCGAGGGCGAGAUCCGAAAGCGGCGAGGGGACACAGCUUCCACCGAAGAGGGACAAAAGACUGGCGCAUACGACCCGUAUGCACAGCUGUUCAAGACGGAUGUUAAGCCUGACUCGAGGGAGGAGGCGGCAAUCUCGACGAGCAUGGCGAUGCUCACUGCUAUUCCUGAGGUUGACUUGGGUAUGGAAACCCGGCUGCGAAAUAUUGAGGAGACGGAAAAGGCCAAACGGCAGGCUGCAGAAAGAGUUCACGCACGGAAACUGACGGAGGAAGAGGAGGGGUUGGCAGCGCUGAGAUUUAUGCGCCGUACGAAGGAAGAGCAGUCUCCGGCAAUCGCACUCAUGAAUGCUAGACUUGAGGCACAGGGAUUCGCCCCGACGCCGCCUACGAAGACAGGGCAGCCACACAAACCUCGCACUGCGACUGAUGACCAAGCGGUGGAGAGGUUCAAGCAGAGGAUGCAACGAUAG